Amoebophrya sp. A25 is the source of this 795-nucleotide messenger RNA. NCBI's taxonomy places the organism in Eukaryota, Dinophyceae, Syndiniales, Amoebophryaceae. The record is from the annotation of a GenBank genome assembly.
AUGCAUGUUGGCAGUGGUACAAAACGACCCACCUCUUGUCGGAUUCUGAGUCCAUGCAUAUUUGACACUCGCGCGUAUCAACUGGGAGCGAGGUGUAUAGUAUGAUGGUGAUACUGAAGAUGCUGAGCCCUUUUCAUCCAAAAUGUUCUUCAGUUGUAUCAAUCGGAAAGAAGUGAGACGAAAGAGACAAUGCGCAUGAUCAAAAACAUGUUACUAGAAGUAGAUAUAACCUCUGGGGACCGAAGAGAAAUCGGCUAUGUAUAGCAUACCACUCCAAGAGCCACGGGUCAGGCAUGCUCGGGCGCUAUUCCAAACGGCGUCCUGAAGUUGUUGGGCCAAGUUGGCUGCCGUCUGCUUUGCGUUAUUGCAUUCCUGCAAGAGAUCGUCGAUAUUCUCGUCCAUUUUGCAGCCGUCUGCUAGCAAUGCCGCGACUCUGGUCUUCCUUCGUGCAUGUGAACCCGUCCCACUCUCACCGUGCCCUAUUGUGCUGUACUGACUGCUAUACUCGUCCUGCAGUGCCUCUUUCGGAUGGUCGAAACUAUCCUGAAUGCCUUCAACGUCUUUCUUCAGCGCUCUGAUCUUUUUAGAGCACGAAAGGAAAAGCCAAAAGCAAGUCGAAACUUAUAGUAUUUGGCUCGUCUCGAAAUCGACUGAGCAGCUGAAAUACAGAAUGCCUGUGCGUUCACCUGUAAAAAACGCGUGAUCUUUUCCUAGGUUGAAUCUUGAAUCUACUAAAAGCCUGAGCGUGGGCUUCUUCUAUGUUGUUGUAGGAAGCUAGUCUCAUUCUGUGCAUAA